Paramecium tetraurelia is the source of this 264-nucleotide messenger RNA. RefSeq lists its product as uncharacterized. The record is from RefSeq and is a predicted model, not a curated record. Lineage: Eukaryota; Ciliophora; Oligohymenophorea; Peniculida; Parameciidae. The transcript has 2 exons.
AUGCUAAUAUCUGGAAUGCAAUUGAGGCAUUCGCUUACACCUCGCUACUUCGCGGGUGUGUUUAACAAGCGUAAGCCUACAAAGAAAGAUCUUGAUCAUUAUGAUGUUGUAAUUAUCGGAUGUAAUUUGGGUGGUGUUUUAAGCAGACAACUUGAUAAGGUUUCACAUGGAAAAUACAAGACCAUGGUAGUAUUGGAUUAGAAUAUCAAUUAAAUAACACCAAUCAGAUAGAUCUAUGAAUAAUAGAAGACAGCCAAAGACUGA